Messenger RNA from Candoia aspera, 1880 nucleotides. RefSeq names its product ATPase H+ transporting V1 subunit C2 (gene ATP6V1C2). Gene Ontology annotation, cellular component: lysosomal membrane; vacuolar proton-transporting V-type ATPase, V1 domain. Gene Ontology annotation, biological process: proton transmembrane transport. Gene Ontology annotation, molecular function: proton-transporting ATPase activity, rotational mechanism. The record is from RefSeq and is a predicted model, not a curated record. The transcript has 13 exons. The coding region runs from base 263 to 1411 and encodes 382 amino acids. NCBI's taxonomy places the organism in Eukaryota, Metazoa, Chordata, Lepidosauria, Squamata, Candoiidae.
CAUUUAAAACGAAACUAUGGGAGCGAAUCGGCCUCGGUGGAGUUUCUAGUCCUUGGUCCAUUUUAUUCAACUCGGAUCUUGGCGCUGCUUCGUGGGAAUAGAAUGCGCUAUUUGCUGGUCGUUAAGCCUGGCCGUUUAUGUUGCUUCUUUUUCUGAAAGCGGUUCGGAGUGAUGGGAAAGGCAUUUUCGUCCAGCCUUUUUAAGCCAUUUUCAACGUCCAAGUAGACUUAUAGUGAUUUGUACUGAAGGAUCCUUUUCCACCAUGUCAGAGUUCUGGUUAAUUUCAGCUCCAGGGGAUAAGGCAAAUUUGCUUGCCUGGGACAGAAUGAAUACUGUGACUUCGAAAGCCAACCUGUCCAGCAACAGCAAGUUCACCAUCCCUGACCUCAAGGUAGGAACACUGGAUGCACUGGUUGGCCUCUCAGAUGAGUUGGGAAAACUUGAUAGCUUUGCUGAAAGUGUAAUAAAGAAAAUUGCCCAAUAUAUUGGAGAAGUUUUAGAAGAUUCAAAAGAUAAAGUACAGGAAAACCUGCUGGCCAAUGGAGUUGACCUGAUUAGUUAUCUAACAAAGUUUGAAUGGGACAUGGCUAAGUAUCCAGUAAAACAGCCACUGAAGAACAUUUCAGAAGGAUUAGCAAAGCAAAUUACACAAAUCGAAACAGAUUUAAAAAGCCGAGCAGCGGUCUACAACAACAUCAAAGGAAACCUUCAGAAUCUGGAAAGAAAAACAGUAGGAAAUCUUUUGACCCGCACUUUAACAGAUAUAGUGAACAAAGAAGACUUUGUGUUGAAUUCCGAAUAUCUCAUCACUCUACUUGUUGUAGUUCCUAAAUCAAGCUAUGUACAAUGGCAAAAAACAUACGAAUCACUCUCAGAUAUGGUGGUUCCUCGCUCUACAAAGAUGAUCGCCGAAGAUGCAGAGGGAGGGCUCUUCACAGUCACCCUGUUCCGAAAAGUGGUUGAUGACUUUAAGGCCAAAGCCAGAGAAAACAAGUUCAUGGUGCGGGAAUUUUAUUUUGAUGAAAAAGAGCUGAAGUGCGAAAAGGAUGAAAUGAGGAAGCUAGCUUCGGAUAAGAAGCAACAGUAUGGUCCUCUGUUGAGAUGGUUGAAGGUGAACUUCAGUGAAGCAUUCGUGGCUUGGAUUCAUAUAAAGGCAUUAAGGGUUUUCUCAGAAUCUGUCCUCAGGUAUGGGUUACCGGUGAACUUCCAGGCAAUGCUACUUCAGCCUAAUAAGAAAUCUACCAAGAGGCUGAGAGAAGUACUAAAUGCGGUCUUCAAGCAUCUGGAUGAAGUAGCAGCAGCCAGCAUGAUGGAUACUUCCAUUGACAUUCCUGGCUUACAACUGAGCAAUCAAGACUACUACCCCUACGUCUAUUUCAGGAUUGACCUCAGCCUUCUCGAUUGCAGCUAAACCAUGCGGGACUAAGCGGGACUUGUUUUUCAGUAUUGUAGCAUUUGGUUGUGAGCGAAGUGUCAUCAUCUCAAGCUGUUUUGUUUUUAAGGCAAACGAACAGGAAUGUGGCCCUUUCAGUGCAGAAAGGGCAACCAAUUUUAAGUGUUAAUUGUAGUUUCUAGAUUUGGCUGGACUAUACCGCAGUUUGGUUGCCUUCUUCCAUUUUGAGAGUUAAGAUACUGGAAGCUUUCUCUGAUUGUAUUAGAAAACAUGCUUCACAAGGCAUUUGUGUUGUAGUUGUAUUUAUUGUUAUAAUUACAAAAAAAACCCUUAUCAACUAGGGUUUUAAAUAAAAUCAAAAGGUAUCUGGUGGUUAAAAUGGAAAUAUUCUUGUCAUAAAUUUGUAAUUUGUUUAAUGAAUUGAUUCAGUGCACACAGCAGUUACACACUAAAAUAGAAGGGGGAAAUACGUUUGAGAAGUUAGUCU